AUGAGUGGAGCACGAGAAGAAGGGGAGAAACUAGUUGCUCAAGGAGGGCACGCUGCGCAAUAUAGCGUCGUGCAAGGACGUGAGAUUCGUCCACGUGGCGGAACGAGAGGAGCCUGGUAUGGUUUGAGGGAAGUUGAUGGUCACAUCAAACAAGUUCAAGUAUUAAAAGAAGGCGUAAGGAAGAUGCUUGUUUCUCCUAUUGAUAACAAUUUCUCUUCGAAAUUGAACUUCAUUGACACAGUUCAACGCUUGGGUGUUUCCUACCAUUUUGAACAAGAAAUUGAGGAAGCAUUGCUCCAGAUUUACAACGUUUCAACAAAAAACAAUGAUAUCAUAACCUGCGAUGAUGAUCUUCAUCAGGUGGCUUUACUCUUUCGAUUGCUUAGACAAAACGGGUACCGUGUUUCAUCAAGUGUAUUUUACAAAUUCAAAGACCAAAGUGAAAAGUUCAAUGAAAGGGUAGCUACUGAUAUACAAGGAAUGUUGAGCUUGUAUGAGGCAGCUGAACUAAGAUUUCAUGGAGAACAGAUACUUGAAGAAGCACACAAUUUUACUUCUAUUCAGUUAAAUAAGUUUGUAAUUUCCCAAUUUAAUCCUUCUUUUGCUGCAAAAGUGAAGCAUAGCUUAUUCCGAUCACUUCGCAAGAGAUUGCCUAGGCUGGAUGCAGUAAAUUAUAUGGCUUUCUACCAAGAAGAUCUUAUACACGAUGAAAAUUUGCUUACAUUUGCAAAAUUAGAUUUUAACAUGUUGCAGGAGAUACAUAAAAAAGAAGUUCAUGAUCUCAGCAGGUGGUGGACACAGGAAUUAAAUGUCUCAACAAAGUUGCCAUUUACACGAGAUAGGAUUGUAGAAUGUUACUUUUGGAUUCUAGGAGUGUACUUUGAGCCUCGAUAUUAUACGGCUAGAAGGUUGACAGCCAAAACAAUCGCAAUAUGUUCCAUCAUCGACGACAUGUAUGAUGCCUAUGGAACCAUUGACGAGCUUGAACUUUUUACAAAUGCAAUUCAGAGGUGGGAUAUUUGCUGUUUGGUUGAUCUCCCAGAAUACAUGAAAUUAUGUUACAGGGCGAUUAUGAAUGUUCUUGAAGAAAUAGAGAACGAGACCACCAAACAAGGAAAACCAUACUGCAUCAAGUAUGCUAAGAAAGAAAUGGAAAGACUAGUGAAGGCUCAGUUGGCUGAAGCAAGAUGGUGUCAUUGCAACCACAUUCCAACAACGGAGGAGUACAUGCAAGUAAGAAAAAUAUCUAGUGCUUACUCUUUGCUGAUUACCACAUCUUUCUUUGGCAUGGAAGAUACAACAGAGGAGGUACUUAUGUGGGCAACAAGUGACCCAAUAAUUGUUACAGCUUCUACAGUUAUAUGUAGACUCUUGGAUGACAUUGUUGGAGAUGAGUUUGAGCAACAGAGAAAACACGUUGCUUCAAGCAUCCAAUGUUAUAUGAAGCAACAUAAAACCUCAAGGGAAUGUGCUGUUGAAGAACUACACAAGAUGGUUGAGAAUGCUUGGAAGGACAUAAAUGAUGCAUGUCUGGCUCCUACUCAACGUAUUGUCAACUAUGCACGAGUGAUCGAUGAGCUUUACAAAGAUGAAGAUAACUAUACAGAUGCAGGAGGGAUAUUGAAGGAUCAUAUUGAAGCUUUACUAGUUAAUAAAAUGAUAUCUAAGCUAAAAGCUUAG
Messenger RNA from Sphenostylis stenocarpa, 1680 nucleotides. The record is from the annotation of a GenBank genome assembly. Lineage: Eukaryota; Viridiplantae; Streptophyta; Magnoliopsida; Fabales; Fabaceae.